AUGACUGAGGCUAAGCCGCGUCGAACUCGAUCGCUUGGUGGAUGCAAAACGUGUAAACGCCGACAUGUAAGAUGCGACCAGAACCGUCCGAUCUGCCAGACAUGCUCAGGGUUAGGACUGGCCUGUGAGGGCUUUUCCUACGAGAUGCUGUGGAUGCCAGCGAAGAAAGGGCAGACUUCUAGAAGGCCAUCAAAUGAAAAACGCGGUUAUCUGACUAGCCUCGGAAUAAGGCGUCAUUUAUAUUCCGAGCAGUAUAGGCGUUCUAUGGGAACCGUUAUCAGUAAAGGUCUUGUAUCUGGCUCCAUCGAGGCCUCUUUGGAGGAAAUCGAUCAGAGAUCGCAGGAACCCAGCUUUAUGUACAAAAAUGAGACGCGAGUGGGUCCUUUUGCAGUCCUCCAUUUUAAGAAAACAUCCUCUUCCGCUGGCGGACAUACAGGUCUUGCUCUGGAAAGGCCAAUGAAUUCUAUCCCUACACCUGAUUCAAAUCAUGGGAUUGGAGAAUCUGAUCUUUCCUCAUAUCCUGUUGACAUUCCAGGUUAUGCGGACGACCUGCUACAAUGGUCAGACCUAUUUGGUGAAGACUGCUAUGGCAUGUUUUCUGACCCUUCCUGCGACCCUGGAAAUCACUUUGACUUCUCUCAAUAUAAUGAUACGAAUCCUGGAACAGCUUUGCCACUUGAGGAUGCAUCACUCCAGUCCCUUCACUUUCCACAGACACUUCCCCCAAUCGACAUACUGUCGCAUGCUUCCUUCUUGCUAAAGAACUUCCAAAAGAAUAUUGUUCCUCAGAUGACUGUUGUCCCUCUUGCUAAAAGCCCGUGGAACAUUUUGAAUGUACCUGCAGCAUUGGUCACUUUGGGUGAACUGAUGAUUAUGGAAUCGGAAAGUGUCAGCCAUGCCCGACAGGCAAAUCUUUACAGUUUGCUAGCUUGUUCUGCUGUUCACUUGGCGAUGGAUUCGCCGACAGCAACGAUUGGCUCUUUCCCGAGGAAUCAUUGGAAGGAAGUUUCAGAGCAAGCUUAUCAAGAUGCGAAGACCCAUUUGAAAAUUUCCUUAAGCGAGGAAACAGCUGGUGCUAGAAAGGCGAAACUGAAGGAUCAGUUAAUGGCAAUAUACGGACUCACGGAAUUCGCGAUAUUCUCUGGUCAAUAUAUGGAUGCACGACGUUAUCUGGUUGACGCUGAACGGCUUUUGCGUUUUCGAGCACUAUCCAAACACAGGAUAUCUCAGAAGCUCCGUCUUCUGAUCAAUGUCUACGUAUGGCUUCGUCUUAUUGGAGAAAGCACAUACGUUCUGCAUAGCUACACCCCAACAGACUCAUUCAUCGACAACCUCAAUAUGCAUUGCGAAGUUCAAACACCUAAUUCUGGCGACAAAUUUACAGCAGAAAUUGCCGAGCGUGGGCGUCGGAUAGAUGACUUUCUCCAUCUUGAGAACUCCGAAGGCGACCUGAACAUCGAUGAACCAAAAGACCACAGAAUGGACGUUCCUGAUAUUCAUCUUCAUGACUCGCGAAAGUCGACUGGGAGUCUAUGCCAGCAGGUUUACGGGAUGCCUGAGACAAUGCUCAGUUUAGUCUCACAGACCACUCGGCUGGCAAAUGUCAUGGAAACCCUGCGCAACGCGCAGAGCUUAGAUAUUCCAAUCAGCAGUCAUGUUUGGAAGGCUUUAAGGCGACGCAGUACGCGUCUCGAAAACGUGAUAAACUGUUUCAGAAACCGAGACUUGAGUCUGGACAUUUGCAAAGAACAAACCUCACCUUAUGAACUCAUGGUACAGGCCUUGAACUCCUCUCUUGUGAUAUUCUUCUAUAGGAGGGUGAGACAGGUCCAUCCAGGGAUUCUCAGUGGCCAUGUUGACCACGUCAUUGCCGCAUUGCGAAUUUGGCUAUCUUUCGUGAAAGAAGGGUACCCUGUAGGUCUUGGGACUUUGUGGCCUAUGUUCAUUUCUGGGUGUGAAGCUACCACACAAGCACAGCGGUCCGCCAUCCUCGAUAUAGUUGAUCAGGCUGGGGCAAAGAGUAGGUUUGAGCCUUUCCAGACUGCUAAAGACAUCAUGUCUAAGCAGUGGAAGUUACAGGAUGAACAGCAAGCAUCUAACUUGGGUAAUCGUCUCUCGACUUGGGUUGAUAUUUUGAGAGAACAGAAAAUAUGGCCCAUGUUUUGCUAA
Molecule: messenger RNA, 2169 nt
Organism: Penicillium egyptiacum
Lineage: Eukaryota; Fungi; Ascomycota; Eurotiomycetes; Eurotiales; Aspergillaceae
Source: the annotation of a GenBank genome assembly